GUGACAUUUGAAGAGGCAAGAUAACCCAGUAACUGAGUUAUGUAUAAAGUAAAGACAUGUUUUUGAUUUCGACUUGUUUUUCUGAAUUGGUUUGAAGAUAUCAUGUUAGAUUGUUUCCAUGUAAUGAAGAAUUGAUACAGCAAGAAAACAUAUUGAUUAUUAAUAAUCACAGGGAAAAAAGCAUAUAUUAAUAGGCGCAAAACUUCAAAUGUUACCAUAGAGCAAACGUACAGUUGUACCUAAAAUCAACGUCAAGGUUUUAUUCUCCACGGAGCGAAUUCUCACGCAAGUGACGUCAGCAGGUGUGACUCAAAUGAACGUCAGUGUUUAAAUCCCUCUGCUCGCGCGCAGAUAUUAUUAGAUUGUAUGUCAGAAAAUGUUGUAUUAUCCAACCCACAUAGUUGUGAGGAGGUUUAACCUACUGUAUCAGACUCGACUAAAAAUCAGCUUUGCAAAGAAAAAAUUAUAGAAAUUCUACAGUAAAUAUAACUCUUAACAUCUGUAGUAUUCAGAAGCAUGUUUUCUUAAAAUAGACAUGAAACAGACUAAAAGGAAUUGGAAACCCACAAAUGUGCCAUUUACAAUUGAGUUUUUGCCAUAGUCCGGUGGCCGGUGCUCCAAACGGUCACGUUUUCGGUCUGUGGGCAUGUUAGGGGGACGAAUGUGACAGAUUAGAGAGGCGGGGACAGAACACGCGGUCCACCAAUCAGGGGCAGUUACUAGGCGGGUCUGAGAUCGCGUUCGACCAAUCACAGCCGUCCCACCUGACGACCGUCAAUCAGCUGAGUUAUUUUCCCGUUGAUUCUAGAGUAGAAGAGAGUUCUCUUCUCGCGCCCGCGUAGAGACGCGAUCGGUCGCGUAGUUUUGCCAAAAUAAUGUUCAGACUUUGGACCAGAAGCUCAACGCGAAGUUCAGCGACCGAUUUAAACAACCGUGCAUACUAUUUUUAUCAAUCAAGAGAAUGUAGCGGUCAUUCGAGGAUCCUGGGUAAAUUAAUUUCGUAGUUCCAUGUAGACAGGGCUCGCACUUUACCAAGUAACGUUACGAACUAGCUAGCUGGCUAAUUCAUGGGGCAUCACCGCGGAGGCUAGCGGUGAGCGUUCACGUCUUGCGAGAGUAGUUGGUUGUAAUAAACGCUAAACAACGAAGCAACUGGUUGAGCCAAACAUAAUGGUAUGGGUCAAAGGGACAUCAUCACAGCGUCCGAGGCGUCCAUGAAAAGAAAAAACGGAAUUCCCACUGUCUCAAUGUGUCGACUGGAUGUGGAGUCCGCUGUUGUGAAGAAGGAAGUUGAGCCCGGCGGAGGAGAUGGUGCCCUUUCCUCGUCAAGGUACAUGUUGGGCCGGGGGGUGAAACGUAAGCUGAGCACAUGCAAGGACCCUGCCCAGGACUUGCCAUAUCCUCAGCAGAGGCAGCUGGUGCUGGACUUGUGUCUAGACAAGCUACAAAGCUGCCAGCGGCGAGCUGAACCCAGCCUGCACCGUUCAGUCCUGCUGGCCAACACCCUCCGCCAGAUUCAGCAGGAAAUGAGACAGGAGGGGGAAACCUGUUUGCCCCCAGCCCCGCUCGGCCCCUCCCUCCCUCACGCCUCCACCCCACGCCACUUCCCUGACCUGCCACCUGUGCCCUUAGACUGUCCUCCACCUUUAACCGGAGCACUGUCCCCUUCAUUCCCCCUCACAAUGGCUGAGGAUGAGGAGGUCCAGUUUGGUUGCAGCGUAAAUGAGACUUUCUUGCCAUCCCUGGCUGGUGAGGAUGACACAAGGUCAUCAGAUUCACUCUUUGGCUCAUUUGAGAUUACCAAUUCCACCAGCUACUUGACAGACUUGGCUUUGGAUGACAUCUUUGAUGACAUUGACACGUCGAUGUACGACUCUGACAUUUCUGUCCUAGCGUUUCCUGUGCAGAGAAGCAGCGGGGUGGACGAUGACCUCAAGAGCCUUUCCAGCUGCACCUCCAACAACAGCCUACAGCUCUGUCUCUCAGACAUCAACGACCUGGACCACAUCAUGGAGAUCCUUGUGCGCUCCUGAAUCACGGCUCGCUCCACAGUGUCCUCAUUCAGCCAUCCCAGUGUUUUCUAUGGGAAAUGAAUAAUACGAUGUUUUCUUUUUUAAAAACAAACACAAAUAUUUUGUCUAUUUUUAUACAAAGGACUGAUAUAUUUAUAUAUGAAAAAAGGAAACUGCCUGACACACUCUCACUGUAGGAUAAAUGCACAUUUUUAAGACUUUUUUAGAUGGUCCAGCUUAAGGUGCCAUCCUUCAUAUUUAAGCAAACUAGGAUAUGAAUGUGCAGGGACUUCGGAAACAAAUACAAAGUAUUACCAUUGACGCUUAUUUAUAUUGGAUAGUUGUAUUUAAAAGAAGAUGGAAGAAAAGUGGUUCGUUAUGGAUGCUCCGUAGCUUUUGAUGAGCUAAAAGACAUUUAUUUUUUUUUGAACUUCACUGUAUUCUGAAGCAUUACAUUUUAACUGUCAGUAAUUAUGAUUAUCAGAUCAUGUCAUGCACAUGCAGCACUCACACUACCUCUCAAGAUACCAAGAGCUCUUUCUCUGUACAAAGACUGUCAUUGUUACAACUGUAUUUUAAUGGUUUCUCUCCAAUAACUUUCAAAACUGCUGAUUGUUUUAUAUAUGGCUCUCUGUUCACAGGAAAGCCUCUCCUCAAAUGUUAGGAUUCAGUCCAAAGCUAUAUAGCUGUAGAAGAAAGCCUUUUGUCUCAAUCUUUCUAUUCAAAAUGUUCUUUUCGAAAUGUUUCUUACUUUGGUUUCAGAACGAGCGAUCUAUAUUUUCGAAUCACUUGGAAUUUAAUGCUAUUUCUACUUUUCACGUACAUGAUUGUUAGACACACAGCCACCGUCGAAUCCCUCGUAUGAACAUAGUGCCUACAACGGAGAAUGAAGACUGCCGACGAUGAACUGCACACUGUGGACCCGCACAUAGACUUGCCCGAGUUUCCUGCUCUAUGCCCAUGAUGCUCUCUGAGUGGGUUGUUUGCCACUUUUUUGAGCAUUUAGCAUGAUCCUCUGUCCUCUAAAGAAACCAUUACCUGAAUGUGGGACCACAUCUCUCUGCUCUCGCAUUGUGAUCUACACUGUAAAAAACUCAUUGUGGAUGUCUAUGGUUGCCUCUCAUGCUGUGGUCUCAAAGACUAUUUCUGAAUGUCCAAGCUUACUCGAGUGGAGCAGAGAUUAAUCCUAUCUGAUGUCUUACCUGCUUACUUUUUUCCCUUCAGCACAAGCUUUUAGCCAUUUCAACCACAACUUAGUUAUUAGUUACUACUUAAACUUGUGAAAUGGUAGACCAGUGCAAGGCUCUUAGUUUUUGACCUGUAUUAACAUCCACCGAACAUCAAGUUGCUGCAAUCGAAUGCGAAAAAGCCACAAACUGCAGUCUCCAUUAAGACAGAUACAGGGGGAAGGGAAGAACCAGAGAGCAAGAUUAAGGGGGGGAGUUAAAGCAAACAGCUCCUGUCACGUGGAGAGCUGUGCUAGUGGUGAACGCUACAGAGAGAGUUUGACAACAGUUGGUAUGUGUGCUAGCUCACAGCAAGCUCCACCCCCAGUGAGGCCCCAAGGGGCUUUGAUGUCCUCCCAACCAAUCAUUUUUGUUUAAGGGAGGAGCUUUGUUCUCUCUUUGCUUUAUGUGGAAUAGAAUAACAAGUGGAAGUGGUUCAAUUUGGUCUGUUAGCUCAUGGUGGAAUGCCUUCCCUUGCCUAUAGAUAGCUCACUUUGAUCAUUAGUGGCUUGAGACAUUUUACGGUCUGAAUUUGAGUUAAAGUUAGACAUUCCAGCUAAUAUACACGAGAUAUUUAUAUAAUAAUAAUAAUAAUAAUAAUAAUAAUAAAACUAAUUACAGAGUUUGAGGUUGCAGCAGAGAAGGGCUUUUAGUUUUUUGGUUGCAACUGAUGCGCUCGUACACCUUUAAACUCAGGCUUGCAGAUGCCCCACCCUGCCUUUCCCGCUCACAAGACACAUGCACCGCCACAGAGAAAAUCUGACACUAAAGAAGUUUACACUCAGAUUUUAGGAAACCUGCUCGUGUAAGAUGGUAACCAUAAACCAGAGAGACACUUAAUGAUGAGACCAUCGGCGUCUGUUUUUAAUGCUGAAAGCUGUGGAUCUAAUAAAUGUGUAGCUUUUUAAGCUUUGUAAGCUUGAUCAGUUUGUUUCUUUUGCUUUUUGUGUUGUGUAUAUACAUUUGUAUUUAUAUAUUUUACUUGUGCUUUGAUGUUUUUUUUUGUUAUUGUUGACAGAAGAUCAUGAGAUAAUAUAUUGUUUUUAUUUAAGAGUGAGAUAUGAUCAGUAGACUUCGGUCUUUUGGAGGUUUUAUUUGUUUUUUGAAGUGUGAUUUGUACUUCACCUCCUCUUCUUAGUAAUAAUUAAUGUGUACAUUUAUGAUGCAGAAUUAUGAGAGAUGUUUAUCAGUGAAAUUAUUUGUAAAUGUUUCGAUCUGUGCUGACUCUGAACUGAAAGACAGUUGGAUCUUCACAGUGUGUUCACUUCUCUUUGGACCAGGCAGUUGUUUAGGCAGCUUUUUAACAGUUUUUAUGCUAAAGUGGUUAAUGAAGAGAGCUUUCAGUUGUCGGCCUCAUUUAAAUGUGAUGUCUCCCCUUGCUUGAAUUUCAGUCUUUUGAAGGACAUUUGUUUCACAAUAAUCAGCCCCAGGAGCUUCUGGUUAUAAACUAAUGUUCGUUACGCUUUAGUCUAGAAGCAUGUACUGCAGUAAUACACAGAGCAGCAGUGUAAAGUUGUUUACACUUUGUCAUAAACUUAUGAACGGAUUACUCAAUGUGUGUUACAUUUGAUGUACUGGUUGCACAGUGAAUACAAAAAGCAGCAAGAGUUUGUAUUACAUGGUCCUUCUCAUUGAUUGGUUGUGAGGCACAAAACAGCAAGCUUUAAACAUCACCUCAUCUUGUUAAUUUGGCCAUUUUUUAAAACUUUUUUUUUUUAAUUAUCCUAAUGAAAUUGUAAUAUCAGAAACCUCAAAAUGUCACUUUGUCCCAAGUGCAAUAUGAAAAUAGGAAAAUAAAGCGCUGUCUUGCCUAAUAGCAAAUGACACAAUGUAGUAUGCCUGUAUACCUUUGAAUAAAUGGCUAGAAGGAUUUUUUUUCUAACGAUGAUUUUAAACCUUACAUUUUCUUCUUUCCCUAGAAACUGACCUUUGAUCUGUUUUGACAGCAGAUUUUUGUGAGGUAUGUAAAUAAUACAGCAUAUUCUUUUGCAGUCAUAUUCUAUGCAAUACAUUGUAGCAGGUCAGUAUGUAUAAUAAAAAAUGGAAAUGAAAA
Molecule: messenger RNA, 5291 nt
Organism: Cyprinus carpio (common carp)
Lineage: Eukaryota; Metazoa; Chordata; Actinopteri; Cypriniformes; Cyprinidae
Product: cell division cycle-associated protein 4-like
Cellular component (GO): nucleus
Molecular function (GO): transcription regulator activity
Source: RefSeq, a predicted model, not a curated record